Paramecium sonneborni is the source of this 228-nucleotide messenger RNA. Lineage: Eukaryota; Ciliophora; Oligohymenophorea; Peniculida; Parameciidae. The record is from the annotation of a GenBank genome assembly.
UUUAUGAAAUAAUCUAAAGGUAGUACAUCUGUGGAUUGCCUUUAUAUGGAAUUAAUGCUUAAUAAGUAAAUGAGAUCAAAUAUACGUAUGAUACAUAACAGAAUUUUAAAUCCAAAGCUAUCGACACCAAAACCUUUUUCAAAAAUUGAAAAUAGGAAAAUUGCAAGUAGAUUAAAUAGUUACUGUAAGAGGAUUCAAAAGAUUAGUAGUAAAUGAUUAUCGAGUUUU